AGGGGAAGUUAGUGGAGUGUACAGUUCUGGCCGGCGUGUGCAGUAAUGCAGGUUCCGCAGCUACUUGUGCUUUUCGGCAGCCAGACUGGCACAGCCCAGGAUGAGGCGGAGAGGCUGGGCCGCGAAGCCCGGCGCCGGCGGCUAGGUUGCCGCGUGCAGGCCCUGGACUCUUAUGCGGUGGCGAAUCUCAUUAGAGAGCCCCUGGUGAUAUUUGUUUGUGCGACCACAGGCCAAGGAGACCCUCCUGACAACAUGAAGAACUUCUGGAGGUUCAUAUUCCGAAAGAGCCUGCUGUCCACCUCCCUCUGUCAAAUGGACUUUGCUGUCCUAGGCCUCGGGGACUCCACAUAUGCCAAGUUCAACUUCGUGGCCAAGAAGCUACACCGUAGGCUGCUGCAGCUAGGAGGCAGUGCCCUCCUGCCCCCAUGUCUAGGUGAUGACCAGCAUGAGCUGGGGCCUGAUGCUGCCAUUGACCCCUGGCUAGGAGACCUUUGGAAGAAGAUAAUGGGUCUGUACCCAGUGCCCCUCGACUUUCCUGAGAUCCCUCUUGGAGUCCCCUUGCCCUCCAAGUUCAUCUUCCAGUUUCUUCAGGAGGUCCCCAGCGAAGGGGCUGAGGAGCCAAACAUAGCCAGCUCAGCCCCUCAGAGACCCCCAUCAGAGUUACAGCCCUUCCUGGCUCCUGUGGUCACCAACCAGAGGGUCACUGGCCCUCAACAUUUCCAGGAUGUUCGGCUGAUUGAGUUUGACAUUACAGACUCGAGUAUCAGUUUUGCUGCUGGCGAUGUCGUGUUAAUUAUGCCCUCUAACUCGGAGACCCACACCCAGCAGUUCUGCCAGUUGCUGCGCUUGGACCCCAAUCAGUUUUUCAUGCUUAAGCCACAGGAGCCAGAUGUCCAUUGCCCACCAGGGCUGCCUCAGCCCUGCACUGUGUGGCAUCUUGUGUCACAGUACUUGGACAUUGCCAGCGUGCCCCGCCGUUCCUUCUUUGAACUCUUGGCUUGUCUUUCCCCACACGGGCUGGAGCGGGAGAAGCUGCUGGAAUUCAGCUCUGCCAGAGGUCAGGAAGAGCUCUGGGAGUACUGUAAUCGGCCCCGCAGGACCAUCUUAGAGGUGCUGUGUGACUUUCCACACACGGCCGCUGCCAUUCCUCCAGACUACCUUUUGGACCUUAUCCCUCGGAUCCGCCCACGGGCCUUCUCCAUUGCUUCCUCCCUGCUGGCUCAUCCCAGGAGGCUACAGAUUCUUGUGGCUGUGGUACAGUACCAGACUCGCCUCAAGGAGCCCCGCCGUGGCCUCUGCUCUUCCUGGCUAGCAUCUCUGAAUCCUGAGCAAGGACCUGUCCGGGUCCCUCUAUGGGUGCGGCCUGGGAGCUUCGCGUUCCCAGAGACACCAGACACACCCAUUAUCAUGGUGGGGCCUGGAACUGGUGUGGCCCCCUUCCGAGCAGCCAUUCAAGAGCGAGUGGCCCACGGCCAAACUGGAAACGUCUUGUUCUUUGGCUGCCGCCAGCGGGAUCAGGACUUCUACUGGCAGACUGAGUGGCAGGAGCUAGAGAAGAAGGGCUGCCUGGCCCUGGUUACAGCCUUCUCCCGGGAGCAGGAGCAGAAGGUCUAUGUGCAGCACCGGCUCCGAGAGCGGGGGCCACUUGUCUGGGAGCUGCUGGAUCGCCAGGGUGCCUACUUCUACCUAGCAGGCAAUGCUAAGUAUAUGCCUACGGACGUUGCGGAAGCCCUGACAUCCAUUUUUCAAGAAGAAGGACAACUCUCCAACCAAGACGCCGCUGCCUACCUUGCCAGGCUCCAGCAGACACUACGCUUCCAGACUGAGACCUGGGCCUGAGGAGCCGCUUGCUAGCUCACAUGAACAGCUGCACUGGAGAACCUGCUGGAGUCUGGGGGGCCCAUUGUUACUGCCUAUCCUCUGAUCCCAGAACACUUGUUAGACCCGUGGUGGAGCUUCUUGGCACCAGCUGACUAGGAGGGCACUCUGCAUACAGCCAAACUCCACGGAACCCAGCGUUCCACCACACUUAGCCCCAACCCCAGUGUAAGUCCUGGUUUCCUCUCCGUCCCUUCCACUGUGCCCCAGAUCUGCACUGUGCUCCAUACCACCAGGGUCCUGCUGAGGCCUCCAAGAGGCCUGGAGUCCUGUGAGGGCCGCGCUGCCCCUCUGCUCUGGUGCUAUUUCCAUUCACCCCACAGCAUCUGUGGGGCUCAGGUGAGAGGCCUCCCAGGGGCUAAGUCUUCUGAGCAUUGAGAAUAUGAAAGUCAGUCUGUCUUCAGGUCCUUAAACAUCUUCAGUAAACUGCCUGGGUAGCUA
Molecule: messenger RNA, 2319 nt
Organism: Peromyscus eremicus (cactus mouse)
Lineage: Eukaryota; Metazoa; Chordata; Mammalia; Rodentia; Cricetidae
Gene: Ndor1
Product: NADPH dependent diflavin oxidoreductase 1
Exons: 14
Coding region: 46-1839 (597 amino acids)
Cellular component (GO): cytosol
Molecular function (GO): NADPH-hemoprotein reductase activity; FMN binding; flavin adenine dinucleotide binding
Source: RefSeq, a predicted model, not a curated record